Molecule: messenger RNA, 3961 nt
Organism: Varanus komodoensis (Komodo dragon)
Lineage: Eukaryota; Metazoa; Chordata; Lepidosauria; Squamata; Varanidae
Gene: C2CD4D
Product: C2 calcium dependent domain containing 4D
Exons: 2
Coding region: 1403-2497 (364 amino acids)
Source: RefSeq, a predicted model, not a curated record
CUGGGAAGAAUGGUUCCUUUGUACUGAUUCUCCAAGCAAAACCAAAGCUAACAGGGCCAAGGCACCUUGCCAAAAGACACGAUCAGCAAAGAACGUCUCAGUCCAAGAAGGAACUGGGCGAAGAGCGAACCGUCGGAAAUCGCAGUGCUUCCCGGGCUGAGCAGAGCUGUCAUGUUUUGGUCGUGUUUCGGCGAUGCCGUCCUGCUCUCUCCGAUCCGGUUUUGUCCUCUCCAAGGUAUUUUAUCCUGAACUGAUUCUAGCACUCCCGAGCUCUUGUGGGUGGCUGUUUCCAUGGUCCAGAGAGCGCCGUGGCAAGGAACAGAGCCGUGACGUGGGAAAGCUCUAGGUGUAAACAGCAGAAAGAGGGAGCCCCGCAUGGAGCCAGCUGGUCUCCCGGAGCACCGAGGAAGCAAGGAGAGGGGUGCGAGCCAAGCAAGGGGGUGAAAGCAGGACGGGGAACCAUGGCAGGUAACGGGGGCUGCUUGGCUCUGUCGUGGCAGCUGGGUUGGGAGCACAGCUUUCUGCUCAAAUGGAAGGGGGAGCUUUCUGGCGAUGGGACGGGUCACGUGCUUGUUGUCGGACAUGGCAACGGUGUUCCUGAGCUUUCCUGUUGGAACUGCUCUGCAGGGCGGCUGUCCGUGCCGAGAAAACCCGGGAUGAGUGAUCUGAGCAGAGAGGCGUUGCUCUCGUGUUUGGAAAAGCGUGUCUGUCUGUAACAUCAAGCAUGUUUUUCCCCAUGCUAACGCUAUGCACGGUACUAAACGUUGACUUUCCUUUCUCUACACACAUCCUGUUCUGGCAUUUGAGAUUUCAGGCGGCACUUUCUGCAGAUUCGCAAGUAUCUCUUCGUGACCAGGAGGGCCAAAAGCAUGCUUCUCUGUUCUCAAAUAGAAACAGAUUUUCCUGAGAAAGCCUCACUCCUCCACACGGAGGGCUCGUGCAUAGUGAUGAAUGGGUUUCCUUGUGUGAGGUUUGAGUUUGCUUAGGUGCGUUCAGUCCCUCAGGCCACGGAGCCUGAUAAGCCUUCUCUCCCAAGCAUGUGCGAAGCGCUGUACUGGGCGAGGGCAAAAAUGCGCAUGCUUAGCAGAAAGGGGGGCCAGUUUCAGGACCGUCUCGCACAUCACCAAGCGAUCUUGGUGCCGACCAUCCCGUUGCAAAGGUUUGUGGAACUGUUCACAGCUGUUGGCAAGAGGAAGGACCAGUCUUGGGCAGGGAAGGAGCGCGAGCGGAAAUGCGCCGCCUUUGUCAAAACACUGGGAUGCUCCGAACGCGUUGCAAUCCACAUCCCCUUGGAAAGGGUCAGCUUGAGAGACUUUAGCUGGAUCAGUUUCCGCUCGCCCUUCAGGUCUCCAUCUCCCGAGCUGCUCUCUGUCCUCCCACCUCCGUCCGCACCCGACCUGAGAUGUUCUCCCGGAAGAAGGUUCCCAAGCCCUGGCCAGCCUGCCCUAAUGUGCUGACCCCGGACAGGAUCCCUGCUUUCUUCAUCCCACCCAACCUGACUACCUCGCAGGGCCAGCGCACGUGGAGGAGCGAGGGCCUCGAGGGCCCCCAGGCCCCGGCACAGCUCUCCAAGGAGCCCCCGGCCCGAGGGGGCAGCUCGGAGCCAGAGAAAGGCCGGCCGGGCGGGAGGCUCCAAAGCGCUGCCUCCAUGCCGCAGCUCUCCAGCCCGAUGAACUUCGCCUUCCUGCCCGAGAGCCCGCACACGCGCCGGCGCGAGUCGCUCUUCCACGAGGGGCGCCCGCCGCACCAGUUCUGCAGCGCCCGCUGCUCCUCCUCGCCGCCCGCGCGGCCCCUGUCCCAGCCCGUGUUCCCCCUGGACAGCGACACGGCCUCCUCCACCGAGACCUCGCCCCACGGCUCCCCGCUGCUGACGCGCUCCCCCUACCUGCCUUGCCAGGCCUACGGGCACCACCGACGGAAGUUCCUCUGCCGCGCCACCCACUUCAGCGCCGGCCACCGGCCCAGCUCCUUAUCCGCGGAGGAGACCAGCUCCACGGACACGAGCCCCAGCUUCCCGCGGCGGGAGCCGGAGCCGCAGCCGCCCUGGCCCUCCGCCACCGCCCGGGGCCCCGUGCCGCACUUCCCCCUGGAGCUGAUCUGCUGCCGCGAGCGGCUCACCAAGGAGGUGACGCUGACGGUGAGCCAUGGAGGGCGCCUGAGGCUCUCCAGCGAGUACCUGGAGGCGCAGGGCUGCCUCCGCGUCAGGCUGAUCAGCGCCGAGGCCUUCUACCCGCCCCACUGCGACCCACGCCACAUCCACUGCUGCGUCUCGCUGCAGCUGCGCCCGGGGACGGGGACGGGGCCGAGGCAGCGCAGCGCCGUGGUCAAGAGGAGCCGCGACCCCAUCUUCAACGAGGACUUCUUCUUCGAGGGCGUCUCCCUGCAGGAGCUGUCCCGGCGCUGCCUGCGGCUCAAGGUGUUCAACAAGGGCUCUGGCAUGCGGCGGGACGUGGUCCUGGGCAAGUGCGACGUCCCGCUCGAUUCUCUCCUGCCCUGAGCGGGGUCCCCGCACACUCCCGCCUGCCAGCAGGACACUCCCCACGGUAACAGGGGAUGGCCCUUUCUAAGAGAAAGGCAGAAAGAACCAGCCUUGCGGGAGCCUAAGUAUACCUAAGGCUCAGCCACAAAUGGCUGCUUGUUGGAGCAGUUGGGGUGGGGGGGGCAUUUUGGGGGCUGUCCAUGGUCCUGCCCUGUGCCUGCCGUCCUGGGACACCCGGCAGGCCCCAAAUCUCAUAAGGACCCAGCUUCUGGUAGAGCCGAACCAUCGCCUUGGCACAGGCAGACCAGAGGGUUUCUCCUGCGAAAUAGACCCAGCUGCUGCUCUUCCAGGGAAGGGUCUCCGGGGGCAUCUGAGCCUGCGUUCUCUGCAGUACCAUGACUGGCCAGCAGGAGGAACUGCCGGGCUGCACCUGGACACUGCAGGUACCGAAGGCUGGAAGAGGCCAUGGCAGCUUGUCCUGCUCCAGCAUGGCCAGAUCCACCUUUGGUAGGAGCCAGGUGCUCUGGGAGCUUCCCCAGCUCUGCACAAUUAACAUUCGCACCCAGGGCAGCGCCUGUCGCUCCUGCUAGCACGAUUUUGUAAAACGACAAUCAACAAGGGCAGCCUUCCCCUACACCCACCAAAAAGAAAGCCACGACACAGCAGACACACAAUACGGAGUGACGGGAGAACCAAAGGUGGAAAGAGCGAGGAAGUUCGUUUUGGCUUGGCACAAGGAGCGAUGUCCAGACGGCACAAGCCGUUUGCAAACAGGCACGGAAGCUGGGGGGCCCUCCGGCCGCAGACAACAGUGGCUGCUGAAGUUCCCUCAGCAGCUGCCAACACGGCCAGGGGUCCAGGAAAGCCUGGACGAUGGCAGGUUGUCCACCCUUGCUGGCGCCGUGUCACACAGCCUGAAAGUGAGUGGAGGGUUAUCCUAGACAAUCGCCCAGAGUGUGGUUGUGGGGUCAGUCCAGCAAGUCAUUAAGGCCAGCGUUCUGUUGAAACACGGGGAGCCCAAAAGCAGGACACAGAUGCAACAGCACCCUCUCGCCCAUGUUCCCCAGCAACUGUGCCCUGCCUCUGAGACUGGUGUUGGCACAUGGCCCUCUGGAUCAGUAGCCAUGGAUCGCUUUCUCCUCCAUGGAUGCAGCCUUGCCUUUUCGAAGUCACCUGAAUCGGUGGACAUCAGGACGUCCUGGGGAAGCGAGUUCCAGCCGUGUGGUAUGGAAAGGGCCUUCCUGCGAUCUGUCUGGAAUCUCCCGCCGAUGCCCUGCCUGGGAUUUGCCCCUGGAUCUCUCUGCCGGGCAUCUUUCCAUGCACCUCCGGCAGCCCCCUUCAACCUCUGGAAUUCCUUUGUGGAGGGUUUUUGUGCCACUGUCUCGAGCGCCUCAUUCCCGUUACGGCUGUUAUGUACCUGGGCUGGUUCACAGCCAAACAUGGAAAAUGUCGUCAAUAUUAAAUUAUGCUGGUGAAUCGGUA